GAGCGGCGCGCAGCCAUGCGCAUGCGCAGUCUCGCGGCCGCCCUCGCUCGGAGCGGGCGGGCGGCGGCGGCCGGGGGUCCCCGCGGGCGGGCCGUGGCCGGGGGCUGCCGGCCGGGACGGGCCGUUGUCCGGCCGCUGUGGAGCGCCGGCACCGCCGCCAUGCCCGGCAGGAACAAGGCGACGUGCGGCUACGGUAGCCCGGAGCUUGCGGUGGGCCAGCAGGCCGCGGAGGGGGGCCGCGACGCCGGGGGCCGCUCGCCUCACGGGGACGAGGAGGAAGAGCGCGGGCGGGCCGGUCCCGAACACAACCUCGGUGACCCCGACAUCGUCAAGUCCCCCAGCGACCCCAAGCAGUACCGGUAUAUCAGACUGCAGAAUGGCUUAUGUGCACUUUUGAUUUCGGAUUUGAAUUACUUGGAUGGUGCCCCAACAUCUUCAGAGGAGGAGGAGGAUAAUGAUGAUGAUUCUGAAGAGGGCAGUGAUGAAUAUGAUGACUCUGGAGCAGAGAUCGAAGAUGGCAGAGAAGAUGAUGAUGAGUGUGAUGAUGGGGAUGAGAGUGAGGACAGUGAUGGAGAUAAUGAGGAUUUCAAUGAUUCUGAUGACAGCGAAUUAGAAGAGCUGGCUGAAAAGGAAGAGACAAGAAAGAGAGGUUGUUCAGAAAAGCAGUCUGCAGCAGCCCUCUGUGUUGCUGUUGGCAGCUUCUCUGAUCCUGAAGAUCUGCCUGGAUUAGCACACUUCCUGGAACAUAUGGUUUUUAUGGGCAGUUUGAAGUACCCAGAUGAGAACGGGUUUGAUGCAUUCCUGAAGAAACACGGGGGCGGUGACAAUGCCUCGACAGACUGUGAGAGGACAGUGUUCCAGUUUGAUGUGCAGAGGAAGUACUUCAAAGAAGCCCUGGAUAGGUGGGCACAAUUCUUUAUCCACCCAUUAAUGAUCAGGGAUGCAAUAGAUCGAGAAGUGGAGGCUGUAGACAGUGAGUAUCAGCUUGCAAGGCCCUCUGAUGCAAACAGAAAGGAGAUGUUAUUUGGGAGUCUUGCCAGGCCUGGACAUCCUAUGAAGAAAUUCUUUUGGGGUAAUGCAGAUACACUCAAGCAUGAGCCCAAAAUGAAAAAUAUUGACACCUACACCAGGCUGAGGGAAUUCUGGCAGCGCCAUUACUCUGCUCACUACAUGACUUUGGUUGUCCAGUCUAAAGAAACACUGGAUACAUUGGAAAAGUGGGUGACAGAAAUCUUCUCUGAAAUCCCAAAUAAUGGUUUACCCAAACCCAGCUUUGGCCAUCUGACUCAGCCUUUUGACACACCAGAGUUUCACAAGCUUUACAGAGUUGUUCCAAUCAGGAAGGUUCAUUCAUUGACCAUCACUUGGGCACUUCCCCCACAAGAACAGUAUUACAGGGUGAAGCCUCUUCAUUAUAUUUCCUGGCUGGUGGGACAUGAAGGCAAAGGCAGUGUUCUUUCUUUCCUUAGGAAAAAGUUUUGGGCCCUUGCAUUGUAUGGAGGAAAUGGAGAGACAGGAUUUGAACAGAACUCCACUUACUCCAUCUUCAGCAUUUCUGUGACUUUGACUGAUGAAGGUUACAAGCAUUUCUAUGAGGUGGCCCACGUUGUGUUUCAGUAUGUGAAGAUGCUGCAGAGGAGGGGACCAGAUCAAAGAAUAUGGGAAGAAAUACAAAAGAUUGAAGCUAAUGAAUUUCACUACCAGGAACAGACAGAUCCAGUUGACUAUGUGGAAAACCUUUGUGAGAACAUGCAGUUGUUUCAGAAGGAAGAUUUUCUGACAGGAGACCAGCUCUUGUUUGAAUACAAGCCGGAGAUCAUUGCUGAUGCCCUGAACCAGCUCAGCCCUCAGAGAGCCAACCUGGUUUUGCUGUCUGCUGCCAACGAAGGCCAGUGUCACCUCAAGGAGAAGUGGUUUGGGACUCAGUACAGCAUGGAAGAUAUUGACAAGUACUGGAGUGAUUUAUGGGACAGUGACUUUGAGUUAAAUCCAGAUUUACACCUUCCAGAGGAAAACAAAUACAUAGCCACUGACUUUGCUUUGAAAGUUGCUGACUGUCCCGAGACAGAAUAUCCAGUCAAAACACUCAGCACACAACAAGGCUGUCUCUGGUACAGGAAGGAUGAUAAAUUCAAAAUCCCAAAAGGUUAUGUUCGAUUCCAUCUGAUCUCUCCAUUGAUACAGCAGUCUGCAGAGAACAUAGUGUUGUUUGAUACAUUUGUAAACAUCCUUUCCCACAACCUGGGGGAACCAGCUUACGAAGCAGAUGUGGCUCAGCUGGAAUACAAGCUGGUGGCUGGAGAGUAUGGCCUGAUCAUCAGAGUGAAAGGAUUCAAUCACAAACUACCUCUUCUAUUCCAGCUCAUCAUUGAUUACUUGUCCGACUUCAGCUUUACUCCAGCAGUUUUUGAAAUGAUAACCGAGCAGCUGAAGAAAACUUACUACAACAUCCUCAUUAAACCCGAGACUCUGGCCAAGGACGUGCGGCUGCUGAUCCUGGAGCACGGCCGGUGGUCCAUGAUCGACAAGUACCAGACGCUGAUGAAGGGGCUCUCCAUCGAGGCCCUCUCCGCCUUCGUCACCGCCUUCAAGUCCCAGCUCUUCGUGGAGGGGCUCGUGCAAGGGAACUUCACCAGCAGGGAAGCAAAAGAUUUCCUGAAUUACGUUGUUCAAAAGCUCCACUUUGCUCCCCUGGCCCAUCCCUGCCCUGUGCAGUUCCGGGUGGUGGAUUUGCCGAACACCCACCUGCUCUGUAAGGUGAAAACUCUCAACAAGGGCGACGCCAACUCCGAGGUGACAGUCUAUUACCAGUCAGGUGCCAGGAACCUGAGGGAAUACACCCUGAUGGAGCUGCUUGUGAUGCACAUGGAGGAGCCUUGCUUUGACUUCCUGAGGACCAAGCAGACGCUUGGCUACCACGUGUACCCCACCUGCAGAAACACUUCUGGGAUUCUUGGCUUCUCAGUCACAGUGGCAACCCAGGCAACUAAAUACAAUUCUGAAUUGGUUGACAGGAAGAUAGAGGAGUUUCUUUCUUGCUUUGAAGAGAAAAUCAAGGAUUUAACUGAAGAGGCUUUUAGCACCCAGGUAACAGCUUUGAUAAAACUGAAAGAAUGUGAAGACUCCCACCUUGGGGAAGAAGUGGACAGGAACUGGAAUGAAGUGGUGACCCAGCAGUACCUGUUUGACAGGCUGGCACGGGAGAUUGAAGCUCUCAAGUCUAUUACACAAGCAGACCUGGUCAACUGGUUCCAAGCUCACAGAAGCGACCAGAGGAAAGUGCUCAGUGUACAUGUGAUUGGAUAUGGAAAGCAUGAAGGGGACUCAGAGGUGACAGCUGUCUCAGGACAGAACUCAUCUGGUGAAAUACCUCAUCUUGUUUUAUUGCCCCCCUCUGUGAUGCGUGACAUUACUUCCAUCAAGGACAUCAAAGCCUACACAUCAACGCUGAAUGUUCUCCCUUACCACAAAAUAUUGAAAUAAAACUGAUACCUUGCCCUGCCCUGCUGUGUAAUACAGGUGCUUUCUGCAACAUCAACAUCACAAACCUGUUUUUAUUAAACCAGAGCUGUAGUGGUAGCUGGGAUGCAGAUGCCCAUUCAGACACUGAGGAAGCUUUCCUCAAGUUUCCAGCCAACCUUUCAUCACCUUUCCAAGUUCAUUAAGAAGAGGCACAGCCCUGACUUCCCCACGGGUGCCACGUUCUCCUCUCCAGCUGUCUGGAGCUUGGGCUCUGCCUUUGUGUUCAGCCUGGCUUGUACCAUCCCUGCAGUGCUGCAGCAGCUCCUCAACAGCAGUGACAGCUCCUCAGGAAAGGAUCUGCAGCACUCCCAGAGCAGUGACAGUGGGUGGGAGGGGGAGAAAAGCCCAAGGCUUCCAUCUCACACUGCUUUUUUAGUUUUUCUGAAUGUGCAACAUAGACAAAAUUAAGAUGAAAUCAAAUAAAAGCUAGACCUAA
Messenger RNA from Taeniopygia guttata (zebra finch), 3958 nucleotides. It is a transcript of the gene NRDC, whose product is annotated as nardilysin convertase. NCBI's taxonomy places the organism in Eukaryota, Metazoa, Chordata, Aves, Passeriformes, Estrildidae. The record is from RefSeq and is a predicted model, not a curated record. Gene Ontology annotation, molecular function: metal ion binding; metalloendopeptidase activity. Gene Ontology annotation, biological process: proteolysis.